Molecule: messenger RNA, 11069 nt
Organism: Brassica rapa (field mustard)
Lineage: Eukaryota; Viridiplantae; Streptophyta; Magnoliopsida; Brassicales; Brassicaceae
Product: transcription factor MYB39-like
Source: RefSeq, a predicted model, not a curated record
UAAUAAAUUAUUAAGUUUAAUAAAUUAUUAAGUUUAAUAAAUUUAUUAAGUUUAAGUUUAUUAAAUUAUUAAGUUUAAUAAAUUUAUUAAGUAUAAUAAAUUAUUAAGUUAAAGUUUAUUAAAUUUCUAAGUUUAUUAAUAAAUCAAUUAAGUUUAUUAAACUUAAUAAAUCAUUAAGUUUAUUAAGUUUAGUAAAUUACAGAUUGACCCCAUCAAGUUAGCUUAAAAUCAAUUAAACCCGAUUAUGAUGUUGCCACCGUAUUAUUAUUUACUUCAUACGUGUGACAUGUAUUAAUAUAAACUUCGUGUAGUUGUUGACACAUUCUCAUACAUUAGAUGAUUUCCAUCAUAUUAUAGUAAACUUCGUGUAGCUAAGAAACUUUUUUUCUUAAUUUUUUUAACUCGUCUUAAGGUAUACUCAAACCUUUUUAACUUUGUUUUGGCUGUUCAAACAUAGUAAAACCGUAUUGCUUCUUUUACUUUGCCUUAAGAAUCAAGUUUUGGAACAACAGUUAAAAAUAAAAUUUUGAACAUUCUACGGAUAAUCCAAAAUCAAGAUGAAACAACCUGAAAGUCAAUGGUAAGCUAAAAAUAAACAACUCACUUUUAGAAUUUUCUCUAAAACUCUCUCAAGCACCAUAAUUCUAUCAAAAAUUCAAAAUUUUCAAGUUGUGCAUUAUCUACUCACUUAAACACAUGGUUUCCCCCGAUUCUGUGAAGGUUUAGUUCGUAUUGACCGCAUUCUGACAUUUCGUCUUAAGAACUCAUUUGUUUUGAGUUUUGGAUUUGGCGAACAUAAGGUUUAAACUCAAUUUGAAUAUUUAAACAUAAAAGAUCGGAGUCGGUUUGAAUUUUAUAGGUUUGGUUCAUGUUCGAAUGCCCUUUAUGUUAUAGACUAAAUGUUUAAGGGGCAGAAUUAAAGGGAGCAUCUAUUACAUAAAGUUUUAUUUUUAUUUUAUUACAUAAAGUAAAACUGGAGUUUUUCUAUCGGAAACAAAUUUAGAUAGAGUUUAGCAUUAAUUUUUUUUGUCUAUUUGAUGAAACGUGCAUUCACAUUCGGAAUUCUUUUUAAAUUAUUAUGUGCUUUUAUGUUUUCUCGUUUUAAUUAUUUAACAAAAAAAAAUACCAGUGAAAAAAAAACCUUCAGUGUUGGCAAAUUAAGAUAUGUAUUCGUUAUGUAACGACAACUUAUAAAAUGACAAUUAAUGUUUGUUUUGUUUUGCUGGAAAUAACCAAAACAUAUACGUCUCCGAGACCAAGAGACACGAUCACGGUUGUUUAUCUUUAAUAUAGGACAACUCUUGAGAAAAUUUUGCAAAUGGAUAUUUUUAUGCAAUUAUCCUAUUUUAUAGAACUUGUUUGUAUUAUAAUUUUACGUAUAGAUCAACCUUUGGUCGUUCAAAUAAUUUUUACACGUUAACUGAACUUUCCAAGAUUUUCCCAUCUACCAAAUUAUAUACUUGAUUUCCAAGAAAGUGAGAUAAGAGCUUAUAAACUUUGUCCCAUACUCAUCUUACUUUAUUGACCAUAGUGUCCCUGAUAUUUUUGGCAUUUUGACACAAUUGACCAGUGUCCCAUACAAAAUCUCACCACAUAAUUUGUAUCAGAUUAUAACAUAAGGGUAUAUGUACAUAUUAUAGCAUAAGGGAAUUUGUAUCCGAUUUACAAAAUACCAUCAUCUUUCAGGUAUGAAAAAGUUAAGUACAAUGUAAAAAGAAGUAACUAAAAUUUAUAAAAGCAAUUUUUUUUAUAAACUAAAUACAUUUGUAAAUCCAAAUUAAAUUAUUAAUUUAAACAUAAAAACAAAAUCAGUAAACAAAAACUUUUUAUGUUUAUUUAUUAUGAAUACUUGUCAUUUAAUUUUAAUUCUAAUUUAAAUAUUAUUCUAGCUUACAUUAUUAAUAUAACUAUAAAUUUCUAAUUAGAAUAAUUUAGUCAUUUAACUUAAGAAAAGGUGUAAUUUUCAACAAAAAAAAUUCCUUAAUUUUAUGUUAUUGUAUUCGAAAGUUUAUUUUCGAUACGGACCAUUAGAAUGACACCAUUGAUUUCAGAUUUAAACUAUUUAACUUGAAUAAUAUCUCUGUGUCGUAACAAUAAUUUUACCUGGAAUUUUGGCCAUGGCUUAGCUACACUCGUUGACAGUGUCACAUAAAUAUAGGAUAUGAAUUUUGUAUACGAUAUGCUGCGACUUAUAUGGAACCUUAGUUUAUAUAGUCGACUGUUUAUAUAGUCAACGAAUAAACAGAAAGUUGGUAGAUGUUGGGUUUUAAUUUGACAAUGUGAAACAAGCCUGAACAUUGACCCUUUAAUCCAUGAAAUUAAUUAACGAUCACAAGUACAUAGUAAUGAAGUAUAUAAUCAAAGCUUAACAUUUACACCAAAAAAGUAUAUAAUCAAAGAUCUUCUGUGAGAGUGAAACCUCAUUAUUAAAAAUUACAAUCAACGAUUACUCUAACCAUAGGAAACUUCGUUUUAUGUUUCUUCUAAUUUGUCGCGAUCCAUCUCAUUCAUUUGAAAACAACAAAGAUUCUGUUACAUGUAAGAUUUUUCUAAAUGUCCAAUAGUAUAAUACAACGUAAUAUUUAAUAUCAACUUUGUGGUUACACCUUCUCAUAUAAUCCACUUUCCAGUUUAUGUGUUCCUCACGCUAUCGAAUACAUGUUUGGAAACCUCGAGAUUUUAAAAAUGAAUCAAAUGAAUAAGUUGAAUUACCUUAUAAUGUAAAUUACUUUGAAAAUAUUGUAUAAGAGGGAUCAUCUAAAUCUGUAUUGAAUAUAGUGUAAAUUACUUUGAAAUCUCUACCAUUUGUCCCUUUUCUUAUAUACACCCAUACAUACUGACAAUAUUGUUGUGUAAUCAAACUGAAAGAUUAAGCAGUAUGCAAUUUUUUUAACAAUACAGAUUAACUUUCAUAAAUAAGUUAUAUUUAUGCAUACAUAUUUUUAAUCAAAUUUAUGUAUACAUAUCUAAUAAUCAGAAACUGAGACAACAUAUAUAUAGAAAAAUACAGUUCCAUUUACAUUUUAACGUAACCAAUAUGUAUAAAAAAACAAAAAGUUAUAUAUUAUGAUACCAUUGGUCAUCUUAACGGAAGUCAAAUCAGCCUUUGGUGAAUUAUUUUUAUUUGCGUAAAUGAUUAAAGUUUAUAGAAAUCAAUUUAAAUUUCAGUGCAAAAAUCCCAAAUCAUGCAUAGAAGCCCGGAAUGUUUCGGUUAGGAGAAUUAGAAGAACAGUAUUCUUUUGAAUUCAAAUGGAGGAGGAAUAAGAGAAAGAGUAGGCUUUGAUUAACCAUGAGAAAUGAAGCAGGUAGAGACUUCUUUGAAUGCGGUGGAAGCAAUCACAUAAUGGUAAAUACAAGAUUCCAAUUUUGAUGAAGAUUGCAAUGAGAACAUUAUUAAGCAUAACUGAAUUAAAUAUUACCUAUAUACACUAUUCAAUGAAAAAAGUUAACUAUGGAAUUUAUUAGUAUGCAUUUAAGCAAAUUUUUCAUCAUAGUUUGUACCAUUUUCUUCAAACUAUAAAGUCUAACCUAAAUAUAUAGCAAAACUGUAAACAUAUAUUAUAUAUGGGAUUUGACCAAAUAAAACAUAUUAGAAUUUUUUUUCUUUUAGCAAUUUCUUCUUACAAAAUAGAUUAUGUGAUUUUCAAUAUUCCGGAACUCUCUAUUUUAACGUGGGAUAAGAUAUUUUCACUUCAUACAGUCUCAUCUCAACAAGACUAUCACCAGUGUAGUCUUGAUGGAGAUGUUCCCUGUGAAUAAAAAUAAGUAUCUCAAAUUUGAGGGAAUAUAACACCAACCAAUUCUGAAUCACUUCGAUAAAAUUUUAAGCUAAAAAGGUGUGUUCUAAUUUGAUAGUCGGUUGUGUGAUAAUCCUAAAUUCGUGAACUGUUCGAGGAAUUUUGGAAGGUAGGUAACUCAGAUUUUGUUUUAUCCAAGAUAAUCCGGAUUAGAACCCAACUGAUGGAGUGGGUGAAGAAACCAAAUGAAUCCGUAAUCAUUCUGGAAAAUCAAAACUGGCUGGAACAAGCUCUAUUCAACAACUUUCCAGAUCCCCAAUUAGUAUAGUCGCUGACCAAGAUGUCGCAAAAAAUGUAUGAAGAGCAUGAACAUUUUUAGAGGCAGAGAAGCAUAAUUCAGUGGUAAACGAUGUAGACCGUUAUUCAAACUUUCUUCCAAAUAUAAAAGAGGCUGUAGAACCCAAAAUAAAUAUUCGGUUAUUGAAGACGAAAUGGAAAUGUUUUUUUGGAAGAAGGACAAAUUGUUUACCUCUUAACAAAAUCAAGAUUUGAGUGUAGUAAAUAAUAAUGCACUAGAGAAAAGGGUUGCUCGAAAAAUGAAUCAGGAUCAUUCCCGACGACUUGGAAAUCAAACAUGCAAUGUUACAUAUCUAUCCAGAUAAAGCACCAAAGCCUGGCGAAUUCUUUGCUGGCUUCUACCAUUAUUUUGGGACAUUAUUGGUGAAAAUGUAUCCAAUGAUAAUGUACAUCUUAAGUCUAGCUCCCUGAACCCAAGAUUUAAUGAGACUCAUGUGUGGUUGAUAUCUAAAGGGUCAUAGGUCAUUGAUUAAGGAAACUGGGUUUCCAUGAGAUUUGGCUUUCAUGGAUAAUAUAAUUGUCUCGUCUAUCUCAUAUUCCUUCUUCUUUAAUGGAUGCCGCAUGGUAAAUUCUACUUGUCACGUGGGAUCCGACAAGGAGACCCCAUUUAUUUGUACAUCUUCACUAUACACGGAGCUACUCUUAAGCUUAUGCAAACAAGCCUAGGAAGUAGGCUCCCUUCUAAGGGUGAAGAAUGGAUGCUAAUUCUAUCCGAUAAGUCACCUUGUUUUGCCGAUGACGUUAUGUUUUUUGGUAAAUCGUACCGGCUAGUGUUCGAGCUCUAAUCUUUAUUCUCCUCCGCUAUGAGAAGGCCUCAGGACAAUGCAAAAACAUGACUAAAUCAACCAUAAUUUUUUUUCUAAAACGUCCUUGGCUCAGAGACUAAAACCAAGUUAAGAGGGAGCUCUACGUCUCUUGUGAAGGUGGAAUUGGGAAAUACCCAAACAUUUUGAACAACAGAAGCAUGACAUCUUUGCUAGUAUUGUGGACCGAGUGAGGCAACGGUCUCACAUCUGGACAUGCUUUUAUUCCAGGGCAGACAAAAUGGUACCCCUCAAAGCAGUAUUAGUGAGAAUACCGAAUUAUGUUAUUUCCUACAUCAAAUUACCUAAGUCCUAAAAAAAUCUAGUUGGUCCUCACAUGCUUUUGGUGGGACGUGAAACAUGAGAUGAAGAAGCUUUGUUGGGUAUCUUAGGAUAAAUUAACCUUUCUAUAGUUUGUGGGAGAUCUUGGGUUCAGAGAUAUUGAGAUCUUUAAUGACUCCAUAUAUACUAUCUUAAAAGAACUUCUCUAUUUAUUGGGCUGGACUCUACUGGAUAAGUACUGUAGGCACGCAUCUUUACUCAAUUGUUCCGCCCCAUAAAAUGCAUCACAUGGAUAGAGGGCCAUUUUUGCUGGACAUGAGGUCCUACAAAAAGGUCUAGGAUGGGUGGUGGGUAGAGGUAACCAAAUCAGUAUAUGGAAUGAGACAUGGAUGUCCAAGAUCCAACCAUUUAGGCCUAUGUGACCUUACUUUUCCAGAGGACAUGAUAACCUCUUUGUCAAUGAACUGAUCUACCUAACAACAAGAGAAUGUAUGGUGGAUGUGAUCAAACUUGAUUUACUUCAGUAAGAGAUUCAGACUUUAAAGCUGGCUUUGAGAUCCAAAGACAUAGAUGCCGAGUUGGAAUCAAGGAUUUAUUCCACCAAAACCGGUUAUGCCCUUGCCAAGCUGAGCUUUACAAUCCAAACAGUGGAUAAAUUCAACUAGAAACAAUGUAUUUGGCAAGUUAAAUGCCUUUCCAAAUUACAAUACUUCAUGUGAAAGCAGAAAAUAAGGCAUUCUCAGUAGGUGAGACCCUUCACCCAAACGCGAAAUGGGUUGGAGCUUUCACAAUAAUGCAUGCAUAAUUAUUAAGAAAUGAUCAUCUCAACACCCCCCCCCCUUUUGCCUUGCUACGGAAGUAUGAACCUUGAAAGUUGUUGUCUCUGAUGCGCUAAUCGCAAGUUUUAAAGACACUAGGGACGUGUCCUUGCUUCGCGUGAAAUAUUAUUUCAUUGUUGUUAAGUAUAAUUUUUUGAUAAUGUAAUUAUGUUGUUUUCUUUAUUUGUUAAAAAAUUAUUUGGUGUUUUUAUUGUGUUAUGUAGUAGUAGGUGAUAUAUUAAUAUAUUAUGUGUUUUUUCUUCAAUAAUAUGUUGUUGUGUGCAUAGUAGUAAUUGUUAAUAGUGAAGUUAGUUUCUAUAUUAAAUUUCAAUAAAUUUUAUGAAUUUGUUGAUUCUAAUAUUAAUGGUUUCGACUUCAAAAUUGUAUUUUAUAAUAUUUUGGAACAUUAUUCUUUUAAGUGUUUUGUGCCCUCUCUCCAUAUUUCGACUGUGAGCCGUCACCAUCUAUGUAUUUCGUUUCUCUUUCCGGUGUGCGGUGCUUCUCACCAUCACCAAAAAAGACUAACCUUCGUGCUCUUGUUCUUCCUCGCCUUUUUCUCCUGUGAGAUUAUCGAAUAUCUGUUGUAGAUCAGAUUUAUGAGUUCCCAGUUGUGCGGUUGUUUCUCAUGCGUUUUAGGCUGUUCAGGUCAAUAUUGGCACUCCUCUUCUUUGGAUUAUGUUAGGAGCUGCAUCCCCUUGGGUUGGAAAAAAGUUUAGUCUUCUUUGAUGUUGUCUUUCUGUCGUCGUUGGUUUGUCGUUGAUAGUCCUUGCUCGUCUUGAGUUUUAAGAUGUGGUUUUUGAUGAUCUGACUUCUAUGCUCUCUUUCAUAGCUUGAGGAUUGUUCUAUGGUUUGCUGAAUUUUUUUCGUUGAUGCAGCUUUCAUCACUGUUUGCAUCUUUGGUGGUUCUCCUUUUCGCUAUGUUUGCCAAUCCAAGUUUGGAUAGUGAUUUCCUUUGUGUAUGCUCAGUUGGCUUAGAUGGUUGUCUCUGGUGUUAAGCUUAGGCCUUGUUUCUCGGUGUUUACCUUCCAGUCUCCCUCUCUCAGCUUGUUUAUCUUGUUCCUCUCUUUUCCUUGGUAUGGGUAUGCCAAGUCAGUCUCUUGGAGCUUUGGUCCUUUAUAUCUAGAGCUGUGUGGUUUUUUGUUGGCAUGGACAUCUUGUCUAUGCUUGUUUAGUUUAUGAGAUGGUUCUUACCUUUUGGCUGCUGGUUGUGCUUCCAGUGAUUUAGGCAUAUAUUUCUUUGCUUCAAGGUGACUUUAGUCUUCCGGUGAUUAUUUUUCCUCUGGCGUUUUUCUUGGUUCUUUGUGUUAGUGUUUGAUUGUGCUUUUUUGUGUUCGGAGAUUGCUUUGUCUCAGAUUUUAUCUUUCGACCAUUCUCUAACUUAUGCUUGUUCUGGCCAAGAUACUCUAUGGUAAGUUGGUUUUGGUUCUCGAUCUCUUUUCAGCUUCAGACCUUUAUUGAGUUAGCGUUAUUAUGUCAUUUUAGUUUUCUUUAUGAUUGUGGAGGUUUUAGGGUUAGAUUAUGUGUUUGCUCUAGUUUAUUAUUCUUAUUUUGGUUAUUUUAUAAUUUUUAAUAGUAAAAAUAAAAAUAUAAUUUGUAAAUAAAAUACUGUAAAAUAGUAAAAAAUAAUAAUAUAAUGAAAGUUUAUGUUAUUUUUAGUUGAUAAUAAAUUAAAUAUUUAAAAUAUAUUUAUAUUAUUUUAUUUAUUUCUUUAUUCAUAUUGAAUUUCAAAUUACCAAUAAAAUAGAUGAUUAGAUUUUAUGUGGUGAUGAUUAGUGCAAGAAGGAUUAGAUAAUACACAAUUAGAAAAUGUUAAGCUAAAUUGCAAUAAUCUAAAAGAAAAAUGAUAUAAAAUGUAAAAAGAAAAAAUAUGAAAACACAUGUUAUCAAACCCAUUUUCCACAUGUGAAAAGAAGGAAAAAAUGUCUACUUUAUAUAUAUAGAUAGAUGGUAUACAUGUUAGAUUAUGGUUACUUUUUUCUCUUGUUGGAAUUCAAUCAAAUGCAUUUUCUAUGACAUCCGUGUGUUGCGUAGGUCUUUUACCUCUAUUUCUUUCGAUUUUAUCCCCACAAGUUGUAAUGUUGUUGAUGAUGGUUUACCAAGACAGCUUUGUUUGAAUCUUCUUUCUCUAUGAGGAUGAGUAACUCUAUAUGCUUUUGAAUUUAAAGUAAUGAAAGAUUUGAUACAAAAAAUAUAUAUAAUAUAGGAAAGAUUCAGAGUUUUCAGAUGUAUUUAAUUUUGAAAAUGUAAAUCUAAUGUCAAUAAGAUCAGCUGGGUUUAGAUUGCGAAAUUAUACUAUAGUUUGUUGUAUAGUACAUCUAGAAGUAAACGUACGUAACAAAUUCAGCUAGAGUUCUUUUUGUUUUUUGAACUAUCAGCUAGAGUUCUUUUAACGAACUAUAUGCAUUUUCGUUUCAACUUUCAAGCUACGCAAGGGCAAAUAUUUAUAUACCAAAUCCAAUAACGAAAUCCAUUAACAACUAUAUAUUGCUUCUUAAACAAGGGUUAACAAGUAUAUAUUGUUCUUAUUCUUUUAUAUGCAAAUUCUUUCUUUGAAUAUCAUCCCCACAAUUACUCUGCGAACGCCAUGACACAUCAUAUUAUCAUUACCUAAUCUUGAUUUUUGGUAUAAAUAUAUUGCUUAUUUAACUUAUUUGUUGAAUGACUCGUAUAUUGUAGACUAAUAGACUUGUCACACACUGUGAGAAAUAAUAUUUACAUAAAAUCGUGACGAAUGCAUAAAACUUUAGUUUUGUCAUGGCUCCUUUUCCCACAUGUAUAUAUAUACACAUACAAUAGACCGUAGAUAGCUACGAAAGAAAGAAUCAAAUCUUCAAUAAUCCUUAAUAAAAUUAGGGUUCUUAAGAAAAAAAUGGGAAGAUCACCGUGUUGCGAUCAAGACAAAGACGUGAAGAAAGGACCGUGGAUGCCCGAAGAAGAUGAUAAGCUCAGGGCUUAUAUAAAUAAGAAGGGUUAUGGGAAUUGGCGGUCGCUUCCAAAGCUCGCUGGACUUAACCGCUGCGGUAAGAGCUGUCGUCUCCGGUGGAUGAAUUAUCUCCGGCCUGAUAUCCGGCGAGGCGAGUUCUCCGACGAAGAAGAGAGUAAUAUCGUUAGACUCCAUGCCCUUCUUGGCAACAAAUGGUCGAAGAUUGCGAGUCAUCUACCAGGAAGAACAGAUAACGAAAUAAAAAACUAUUGGAACACUCAUAUGAGGAAGAAGAUGUUGCAAAUGAGGAUUGAUCCAACCACGCACGAGCCAAGAACCAACGAUCUUACCCCUAUACUCGACGUUUCUCAAAUGCUUGCGGCGGCUUUUAGUAAUGGGCAAUUUGGUAACAGUAACCUCUUCAACAACAACACUGCUUUGGAAAAUCAUCUCAAACUCCAAUUAAUCCAUAAAAUGCUUCAAAUGAUAACCCCCAAAGCCGUACCAAACAUCAAUAGCUUCUGUACCAACUCAUUGAUUCCUAAACAUGAGCCUGUAGUCAAUGAUUUCAAUACAAAUUCAGUGAAUCCUAAACCGGAGCCGGGGGCUGGACAACUGAAUGCUAUUGGUGGUCAACAGGUUUUCAUAAACAAAAGUGACAAUGAAGAUUUCAUGCCAUCUUUUGGACAUGACUGGGAUGGUUUUGAAGAUAACCAGCUUCCUGGUUUGGUUACGGUUUCUCAGGAGAAUCUGAAAUCAGCUAAACCAGGUACCAAUACUACCACUGAGGUAAAUUAUAAAACCGGACCCGACAUGAUGCCGGGUUAUUGUGGUGAUCAAUUACGUGAAAUCCCAUCUACUGGUUUGAUAUCGGUUUCUCCUGAAACAUCCGGUUUAAAAUAUCGUGGUACGACUCAACACUCAUCAGCUUCAGAUGUCCUAGAGGACUGGGAGAAGUUCCUUGAUGAUGAAACAAGUGACUCUUGCUGGAAAAGUUUCUUAGACUUAACGUCGCCCACAUCGUCACCCUGCCCGUUGUAGAAGUGGAUAUUGUUUAAACAACAUUCAUACACAAAAACGUCCAUUUAAUGUUAUAAAAUUUUGUAACAAAAUUAUUGAUUUAUAUGUUUGUAUUGAUUUUCUUAUGAAGGAAUGUAUGAAUUGUAUUCCUUCUCUUUGGUUUGUUUGUUGGAUAAAAAAACACAUUGUAAUCACUUUUCUAUAUUUAAUUUUUAAUCAAAAUUUGUAGUAAUAUAAAUUGAUUGAGGAACAUUACAAAACUUUUAAUUGCUAUUUGAUCACAUGUUAUGCCAUCAAAAAUAACUAAGAAUAACGAUUUCUAUUAUUUAUAUAAAACGAGAUAUGAGCCUGUUGCGUUGCAACGGAUUUUGUUUGCGGUUUUAAUUUAAUAAAAACCAUAAAAUAAUAAAUCAUUUUAUUAUAGUAUUAUGAUUAUUUUUUUGCAUAUGUUGUUUGAGAUUUAUUUUAUAACUAAAACUUGUUUUCACACAUAAGGUUAAGUUAAUAUUUCUAUUUUAUUACCAUGGUACAUAGAUGACUUGUUAUAAACUUUAUACUUAGGAUUAGAGAAAAUACUAUACAUAAACAUUUAAACUAAAAGUUAAGAAAUGAAAGUUAAAUACACCAAUCGAAUUAAUGACAACAUUAUCCAUAUUCUUAUGUAUUAAUUUAAUGUUUAAUUAAAUAAGGCUUUAAAAUUUUAUUUUGCUAUGAUUUUUUUUUUAAAAUGGAAAACAUUCUAUUUUAUAAAUCUCCUAUUUAUUUAUAAUUAAAAAAUAAAAAACAAUAUUAAAUACUCUUUUACAAUUUUGUUUAAGAUCUUAGAAAAGUUAAAUUACUAUCAUAUAACCUAGUACAGUUAUCUUCUCUGUAGAAUUUCAGAAAAAAAUAUUUUCCAUCAAAUAAUUAUUUUUAGUUAUUAACAAAUAUUUUUAAAAUUGCUAUUUUUACCAUUCAUAUCAAUACUUAUUUUACACUUCUUUUGUUAAAUAAAUAAUUUUUACUAUCAUGCUCAUCAUCAAACACUCUCUUACAAAUAAUAUCAUAUAAAUUUUUACAAUUCUCUUUUCGUUAGGACAUAAAAAUAUUAUACAAAUUUCUUUUGUUUUGGACUUUUUUUAUAAAAAAA